Aspergillus puulaauensis is the source of this 2322-nucleotide messenger RNA. RefSeq names its product beta-glucosidase. The transcript is spliced from 7 exons. Gene Ontology annotation, molecular function: beta-glucosidase activity. Lineage: Eukaryota; Fungi; Ascomycota; Eurotiomycetes; Eurotiales; Aspergillaceae. The coding region runs from base 1 to 2322 and encodes 773 amino acids. Gene Ontology annotation, biological process: glucan catabolic process. The record is from RefSeq and is a predicted model, not a curated record.
AUGCGGAUUUCAUGGGGAAAAGCAGGUCUACUGCUCAGUGCUGCCUUUGGUUGUAUCGCUACAGCCGAAGAUGUCAUUACUAGUGAUGCCCACUUUUAUGGGGCUUCUCCUCCUGUGUACCCCUCUCCCCAGGGAGUUGGUGCCGGCGACUGGGCUUCUGCAUACAAGAAAGCCAAGGCCUUCGUUGCCCAACUCUCUGAUGAUGAAAAGGUCAACCUUACCGCCGGUGUCUCUUCGAACACUGGCUGCUCUGGCACCAUCCAGGGUAUUGACCGGCUGGGGUUUCCGGGUAUAUGCAUGAGUGACGCUGGCAAUGGACUGAGAGGAACCGAUUAUGUUAAUGCUUGGUCAUCUGGGAUCUCUGUUGGCGCCAGCUGGAACCGCGACCUUGCCAAGGAUAGAGGUGUCUACAUGGGCAAGGAAUAUCGCAAAAAGGGCGUCAACAUGAUUCUUGGCCCCGUUGUUGGCCCUCUCGGCCGCGUAGCCCUCGGGGGUCGCAACUGGGAGGGAUUCGCCGCUGACCCUUAUCUGAGUGGCAUUCUGGUGGCUGAGUCUGUGAAGGGUCUUCAGUCCGAGAACGUUGCUACGUCUCUCAAGCACUAUAUCGCCAAUGAACAAGAAAUCAAUCGCAACCCUACUAAUGACUCCGAAGGGAAUGCCGUUCAAUCGGUGUCUUCGAAUCUUGAUGAUAAGACAAUCCAUGAGCUCUACCUCUGGCCAUUCCAGGAUGCUGUUCUUGCUGGCACCACGAACAUCAUGUGUUCCUAUAACCGGUUGAAUAACUCUUACGGCUGCCAGAACAGUCAGAUACUGAACGGUCUAUUGAAGACUGAACUAGGCUUCCAGGGAUACGUUGUCACCGACUGGGGUGCCCAGCAUGCUGGGAUUGCUGGUGCUAAUGCGGGACUCGACGUUGCGAUGCCUUCCUCUGCAACAUGGAACAGCAAUCUGACAACUGCCAUUGCCAAUGGGUCCAUGGAGGCCUCGCGUCUGGAUGACAUGGUUACACGAGUCAUGGCAACGUGGUACUACCUAGACCAGAACACUGCCUUCCCAAAUCCCGGAAUUGGAAUGCCCAAGAGUGUGAGCGAACCUCACCAGGCCGUCAUUGCCACAUCGCAAGAAGCAAAGCCGGUUCUGCUGCAAUCAGCAAUUGAAAGCCACGUCCUGGUGAAGAACACCAAUGCUGCACUUCCUCUCAAAUCUCCAAAGCUGAUAUCCGUCUUUGGCUAUGACGCCUACGCCCCCUUGACCAAUGACUUAAGUAAUAGUUUCAAUUUCGACACAAGUAAGACCAGGUCAGACCUGUAUAAAAACCGGACGCUGCAUGUCGGCGGUGGCUCUGGUUUAAAUUCGCCUGCCUAUAUUGAUGCCCCUAUUGACGCCAUCCAACGCCGGGCGUACAAGGACGGCUGCUCUGUUCUUUGGGACUUCUCUUCUGAAAAUCCCAAUGUGGACUCCACAUCAGAUGCAUGCCUAGUCUUCAUCAACGCCUACGCCGAGGAGGGCUUCGACCGGAAAGCACUAUCCGACAGCCACAGCGACGCCAUCGUAACGAACGUCGCAAAGAACUGUUCCAAUACCAUCGUCGUCGUCCACAACGCAGGCAUCCGCACCGUGGAAGCAUGGGUUGAUCACGCCAAUGUCACCGGCAUCAUCUUCGCACAUCUGCCUGGCCAGGACACAGGCCGCGCCUUGGUGGAACUCUUAUACGGCGAUUCGAAUCCCUCCGGUAGACUCCCUUAUACUGUUGCUAAGAAGCCCUCGGAUUAUGGUUCCCUCCUUGAACCGUCGCUGCCAGAAGGGAAGUAUAAGUAUUUCCCCCAGUCUGAUUUCUCGGAGGGCGUCUACAUUGAUUACCGCGCUUUUGAUAAGAAUGGAAUCGAGCCGCAGUAUGCAUUUGGGUUCGGUCUUUCGUAUACCACGUUUGAGUACUCCGGCUUGAAGAUCUCGAAGAAGAAGGGUAAGAAUGCUGCCUACCCGGCUAAAACAUCGAAGGUAGUUCCCGGCGGGAAUCCGCGUCUCUUUGAUGAGCUGGUCACUGUGACAGCAACGGUCAAGAACGCCGGGGCCGUUGAUGGGCAGGAGGUUGCCCAGCUGUACUUGGGAAUCCCGAAUGGCCCUGUUCGCCAGCUUCGUGGCUUUGAUAAGGUCGCUAUCAAGGCUGGAAAGUCGGAGAAGAUUUCGUUUGCCUUGACGCGGCGGGACUUGAGUACUUGGGAUACCGAUGCACAGGAGUGGCUCCUUCAGCGCGGAGAUUAUAAGGCCUAUGUUGGUAGGGAUAGUAGGGACUUGCCUCUUGAAGCUACUCUGUCUUUUUAA